This is a messenger RNA of Penicillium egyptiacum, 3543 nucleotides long. The record is from the annotation of a GenBank genome assembly. NCBI's taxonomy places the organism in Eukaryota, Fungi, Ascomycota, Eurotiomycetes, Eurotiales, Aspergillaceae.
AUGAGCUUUGGGUUUGGUAUCGGGGACUUCCUCGCAGUUAUCAAACUCGCCAAUGAGACUCGAAAAGCAUUUGUCGAAGCGCCUGUUCAAUUCAAGAGCAUUUCCGACGAAGUCAGAAGCCUGUCACUCGUACUGCAAGAUGUAGAGAUCGACAUAUCCGCGAAGGAGCUUAACAGCCAGCAACAGGCUGAGUUAAACGAACUAUUAACCGGUUGCCACGAAGUCCUUGCCGACAUUUUGAAGAAAAUUGACGACUACACAGAGCUGUCGACAACAAAUGACGGAAAGCGAAACAUGGCAAAGCGGGUGUGGAAACGCCUGAAAUGGGAACCAAGCGACGUCCAAGAACUCCGCCUUCGAAUUAACACUAAUAUCGCACUCCUGACUGCAUUCAAUGGGCAAAUAAUGAAACGCAGUGUGGCAAAACUGGUCCAGCAGCAAGACGAGGAAGCCCGCCAGAAAGUCCUUGAUUGGCUCUCGCCGUCAAACUAUGCGACCCAGCAAAGCGACUACAUUAGUCGACGUGAGCAAAGUACUGGACAGUGGUUCCUGGACUCAUCCGAGUUUAAAGAUUGGAUAUCCGGUUCAAAACAGACGCUUUUCUGUCCUGGUAUUCCAGGUGCCGGGAAAACCAUUCUAGCGUCUAUCGUGGUUGAUGAGCUCUACGAUCGACUUGGAAGUGGAGGCGAGGUUGCUAUUGCGUAUCUCUACUGCAGUUUCAUGCGACACGAAGAACAAAGCGCUGCUGGAUUGUUAUCAAGCCUUUUGAAACAAGUCGCUCAGUCACAGUCAUCGUUGCCUAGUAGCAUCCGAGAGAUAUAUACUAAGCAUACGGCCAAAGAAACAAGACCUUCUAUAGGCGAACUGUCCAAGGCCAUCCAAUUACUAUCAGAACAGAGCAACCUUGCGAAGGUCUACGUUGUGAUUGACGCUUUGGAUGAAUGUCGGAUGAAUGAUGGAUCGCGAACAAGAUUCUUGGAUGCAAUAUUCGAACUUCAGGAUGCUUGCAACAUAAACCUUCUCGCCACUUCCCGGUUUAUUCCUGAAAUAACCGAAAAAUUCAAGGAAAAGCCCGAGCUUGAAAUCCGUGCCAGCACGGCAGAUGUCAUGCGAUAUCUUCGGGGAAACUUGCCAAUGCUCCCAGCAUUUGUUUCUCGAAAACCGGAAUUGCAAACGGAGAUUUCGACGGAGAUAACCAGAGCGGUUGAUGGGAUGUUUCUACUCGCCCAGCUUUACCUCAACUCCUUGGUCGGGAAAAGAUCACCAAAAGCAAUCAGAUCCGCGUUGAAAGACAUAUCAUCGGGUACAAAGCAAUACGAUUCGGCAUAUCACGAUGCAAUGAAACGAAUUGAGGGACAGGUGUCUGAUCAAAGAGAAUUAGCUAUGCAAGUCCUCGCGUGGAUCACUUGUGCUAAGAAACCGCUCACUACAGUAGAGCUGCAAACUGCACUAGGGGUCGAAAUAAACGAGUCAGAUUUUGACGAGGAUAAUGUCCCCGACCUAAUUGACAUGGUCUCAGUUUGUGCCGGCUUGGUGACAAUCGAUGAGCAAAGCAAUAUCAUUCGACUAGUGCAUUAUACAACCCAGGAAUUUUUCCAGCGCAAUCGAUCAACUUGGUUCCCAAAGGCGAAUUAUGAUAUUGGCAGCAUCUGCAUGGCGUAUUUGUCAUACGAUACUUUCAAAACUCAUUGCCAAACAGUGGAAGCUUUCACAUCACGCCUGGAACGCUAUCCUUUUGGACCUUAUGCAGCUGUUUUCUGGGGCAGUCACAUCCAAGAGCGCGAAGCGGACGCGGAUCAACCUAUAAGCGAUGAAGAUAUUAUUGCGCUACUGCUAGACAGACCGAAACUCGACUCGGGUAUGCAGUUUGUGUUAUCUACUUGGCCUGGUAUCGACUAUGCCCGAUUCUGCUCAUUCGACAUGAAAUUCGGGAGGCGUCGCUAUCCAACUAUGGGCCUGCAUCUUGCGGCUUAUCUUGGAUUGUCUGAUGUGACCCGAAAAUUGAUUUCACUUGGCAGUUCAGUGGACGGCGUGGAUUCUGUUGGAAAAGCCCCUUUAUCAUGGGCAGCGCGACAUAACCUCCUAGAUGCUAUAACCUUACUCCUAGCACAUGGCGCAGAUCCAAACAUCAAAGACAGCCGAGGCAGGACACCCCUAUUUUUGGCAGCUAGGGGGGGCCAUGAACGAGCAGUACAGUUACUACUUGAAGCAAACUGUGAUUUGAUGUCCAGUAACGAUGGGGGACAGUCGGCACUUCAUGCUUCAGCCAGGGGUGGAUCAGACCAGGUUGCUCGUCUCCUUUUGAUGCAAGGGCUUAACGCACACCAGAAAGAUAAAUACGGUAACACCCCAUUAUUAGAAGCCGCUCGAUGGGGUCAUUUAAAUCUGGUGCAGCUUUUUCUUGAUUGGGAUCCGGAUGCUGAUCCCCAAGACAUCCAACUGAAUGCCUCGAUAUUCGUAGCAGUGCGGUAUUCGAAUGGAGAAAUACUUCGGUUUCUCCUGGACAGGGGUGUCGACCCCAAUAUUGUGGAUUGGUCGGGUGCGACACCACUUAUUUGCGCAUCAAUGUCAGGCGCCACAUCAGCAAUACAAGUCCUGCUGAAGUGGGGUGUUGAAUUGGAAAUCAAAGACUACGAGGGUCGGACCGCACUGAGUUGGGCAGCAACCUGUCUGAGUACAGAAGUGGUUCAGCUCCUCCUAGAGCAUGGCUCUGAUAUUAACACUGAGGACAAUCUUGGUCGCGGUGUAGUUUUCUAUGCAGCCUGGGGAAACGCAUAUACCAAUCUGGCUGCUCUUCUUACUUCGACCAAGAUCAGGAACAUUCAUCAACCCGAUCGAUAUGGCCAAACAACAAUACAUGUUGCUGCAAGCCGCGGUCAUUUACAAUCAGUUGUCACGCUGCUGGAAAGCGAUGGUGUUGAGUUAGAAAUCAAAGACCAUGCGGGUCAAACCGCACUAAGUUGGGCAGCAAGCCAUAAGAAUACAAAAGUGCUUCAGCUCCUUCUAAAGCAUGGCGCUGAUGUCGACACUGAGGACAAUCUUGGUCGCGGUGUCGUUUUCUAUGCAGCCUCAGGAAACGCAUAUACCAAUCUGGCUGCUCUUUUUACUUCCACCAAUAUCAGGAACAUCCAUCAGCCCGAUCGAUAUGGCCGAACACCUCUACAUGUCGCUGCAACCCUCGGUCAUUUACAAUCAGUUCUCAUGCUACUCGAAAGCAACGACGUGGACUGCGAGGCUCAAGACGAGUUUGGUCGUACAGCGCUGUCCGAUGCUAUAGUGCGAAAGAGAUUUGAUGUUGUGAAAGUCCUAAAGCCGUUUUCGGAGACAGAAUCUCAAGUGACAGUUGAAUCAGUACUUGAACCCACCUCUCAAAGGGACACGAUAAAAAAUUGUGAUGUUUGCAUGGCUGACGUAUUGGAGGGUGAGGCUUUCUACCAUUGCGACACUUGUAAUGGGGCGGACUUCGAUACCUGCGAAUUGUGCUAUCAUGUUGGCGCACGAUGCCUGGAGCGAUCUCAUGAGAUGAAGUUAGGGCGUUGGUAA